This is a messenger RNA of Labrus bergylta (ballan wrasse), 1774 nucleotides long. Lineage: Eukaryota; Metazoa; Chordata; Actinopteri; Labriformes; Labridae. The record is from RefSeq and is a predicted model, not a curated record.
CAGAGGCAGCAUCUUCUGACGAGAAUACCCCGGACCCACACUGAACAAGUCCACGUCCACGACCUACAGCCAGUCGAGGCUUGAACCAGGAGCGGCUGUGUCGGGGAGUUCUCCUUUUGGGGAGGGGGAUUUUACUGAGGAUUUAUCGACGACGUCCCAGAAAAAAAAAAAAAAAAAAAGCUCAAAAAACUAGAGUCGCUGCGGUCAUUCAUUGGUCAACACAGAUGACACUUCCCCGGCUGUCAAAUUUAACCGAGACCCCGCAGAGCUGUCCGGGUUAUCGGGGGUCAUUUUUGCCGUUUUUGAGGCGUCGUUGAAAAAGACCCCCCUUUCCUGAGGUAAAAAACGGACUGUCAGCUGUGAAAUUAAAUAAUUUAUCUUACCGUGCUGGAGAAUACAGGGACUGAGCUGCUCGGACAGGGAGUCAUGCUACAUCCUGCUGUAUUUGCUGUGUGAUGCAGUAGAGCAGCCUUUAUUUUAUUUUUUCUGUCAUCGUCUCCAGUCAUGAAGUACCACCUGCCGGCCCGCUUGGAUUGAACGAGGCUCCAGUUGUUUUUUGUGUGUUUUUUUUCGUUUUUAUCGUUUUUUUUAACCAAGCACUUUUUGCUCGCUUGGCAUUUACCUCUGCUGGAGGAAAGGUUUUUGUGAAGAGGAGGACGAAGUCUCUUGACAAAACAAUUGGUGGGAAUCUGGCUCCCAACCACCCCCGAGCAUCACAAAUUAACAGUAUUCAUUGGCUGAUCAAAUCAAAUGAUCUGGAUUAUAGAGGACCCACAGGGAUGGAACGCAACAGAACCAUGGCUUGGGAAGCGUUUUUUUGGGAUUGCUGUUGUUAAGAGUCAACACUGAGAUCUGGCACCGUUGUCCGUCCUCCUCGUCCACCACCCUUAGGACCCUCUCUUCUCCUAGCAACUGCUUUGCCCUUCAUCUCACCUUCACUCAGCACCUCCUGGUCUUAUAGAACCUGGUUCUGUUGAUGUUUUAGUACCCUACUGGAUGAAAUCCCGUCCGUUUUAAAAAGACACUACUCCGAUACUCCAAGCUGGAAGCAGCAGGCUGAAGAUGAAUCCAGUUAUGAACCCUCUACCACUCGCCCGAAGUAAACAAAGUCGGCGGGGUAUUUUGCCCAGGACACGCCCCCUUAGUCUCAUGACAGACUGGUGCCUAAUGGGUGUACUAGGCCUCAUCUUGCUCUUUAGCCUGGCCUCCAGCCAGAAAAUGGACCCUUCCAAAAACCCCAUAGUCACCACCAACUAUGGCAAGAUCCGAGGCAUUAAGAAGGACUUAAACAAUGAGAUCCUUGGCCCUGUGGAGCAGUACCUUGGUGUCCCUUACGCCACAGCGCCCAUUGGGGACAGACGCUUUCAGCCGCCCGAGGCCCCGGGGUCCUGGCAGGAGAUCCGUAAUGCCACCCAGUUUGCCCCCGUGUGCCCGCAGAACGUCCAUGGCGUGCUCCCAGAGAUUAUGCUUCCAGUGUGGUUCACCGACAACCUGGACGUUGCAGCGGGUUACAUCCAGAACCAGAGUGAGGACUGCCUCUACCUCAAUGUCUAUGUGCCCACAGAGGACGGUCCGCUCACAAAAAAAACUGAUGAAUCUUCAAUGAACAAGCCUCGAGACGAAGAUAUUCGCGACCGCAGGAAGAAGCCGGUGAUGCUGUUUAUUCAUGGAGGCUCCUACAUGGAAGGCACCGGAAACAUGUUUGAUGCCAGCGUCCUGGCCGCCUACGGCAACGUGAUCGUCGUGACCAUGAACUACCGGCUUGGCGUGCUCG